Polychytrium aggregatum is the source of this 926-nucleotide messenger RNA. Its product is annotated as signal recognition particle receptor beta subunit-domain-containing protein. Bases 76 to 801 code for a protein of 241 amino acids. Gene Ontology annotation, biological process: protein localization to organelle; Golgi to plasma membrane protein transport; intracellular protein transport. The transcript is spliced from 4 exons. Gene Ontology annotation, molecular function: GTP binding. Lineage: Eukaryota; Fungi; Chytridiomycota; Chytridiomycetes; Polychytriales. Gene Ontology annotation, cellular component: Golgi apparatus. The record is from RefSeq and is a predicted model, not a curated record.
UGAUCGUUCCUGGCCAUCAUCUCGCCACACAGGACAGGAGCAGAGCCGGAUCGCCCACAAUAACCGCUGCCCACGAUGGACUAUAUCCUGAUCAUCAUCCUUGUCCUGGCGCUCGUGUCAGUCGCCGGGAUUGCCUCUGUCUUCCUGCUUGGCGGCAAGUCGCCCCUGGCUCAGCACAACACCGUCGCCAUCCUCGGGCUAUGUGAUUCGGGCAAAACGUCGCUCUACACUUAUCUGCAAUAUGGAAAGCUGGUAGCCACGCAGACGUCGAUGGUCGAGAACGAAGGACCCUUCAAACUCGAGUCGAACAAAGGCCUCGAGGUCCCACUGAACUUGGUCGAUGUUCCUGGCCACGAAAAGCUGCGGUUCAAGUACUCCGAGUUUCUGCCGAUUACCAAGGCGGUCCUGUUUGUCAUCGACAGUACAACGGUUCAUCAGCAGAUACGCCCGAUUGCCGAGUAUCUCUACGACAUUCUCACUCAUUCGGCUACUGUCAAGCGGACAAUUCCGGUGCUGAUCCUCUGCAACAAGCACGACAUGUUGAUGGCACUCGAGGCCAAGGCGAUCCAGACGACGCUGGAGACAGAGAUCAACAAGCUCCGCAGCACCCAGUCGGCCUCCCUCGAUCAAACCGGCGACGACGCCGCUGCCGAAGUCAAGUUCCUGGGAUACGAGAAUGAAGAGUUCAAGUUUGAGCACGUUCCGAACAGGAUCGAGUUCCUCGAGACCUCUCUCGUCGACGAUGAGAUGAGAGUGGCGUUGCGAGGAGAGAUCGCCGAGUUUGUGCUCUGUGGAAAAUGAAGGGUUCCGCCGUGUGUCUGUGACCAGGAACGGCAGUUCCCCGAGCCCUGAAUACACCGGCGCUUCAGUAUAUCGAUGGAUCAUAUUGCGUCAUUGCCGUCGCGAUUCCACACGACCGUUCUUGA